Molecule: messenger RNA, 1845 nt
Organism: Ostrinia nubilalis (European corn borer)
Lineage: Eukaryota; Metazoa; Arthropoda; Insecta; Lepidoptera; Crambidae
Gene: HGTX
Product: homeobox protein Nkx-6.2
Exons: 4
Coding region: 75-806 (243 amino acids)
Biological process (GO): cell differentiation; regulation of transcription by RNA polymerase II
Cellular component (GO): nucleus
Molecular function (GO): RNA polymerase II cis-regulatory region sequence-specific DNA binding; DNA-binding transcription factor activity, RNA polymerase II-specific
Source: RefSeq, a predicted model, not a curated record
GGUCGAACGUUCGCCGUUCGGUGUUCGAGAUGUUUUAAUUUGCUGGAGCGUGUGUUCGGUUUGUGACUACGAAUAUGUCCGAAUUGCGUGGUUCGCCUCCGAUGUCGCGGGGUUUGGAGGGUGGUUUUGGGGCUCCGCUGGCGGCGCUGAGUUCUUUGGCGGAGGCGCCUCCUCCAGCGCCGAAUCCUCACGGGAUUGACCAUAUACUGUCGCGCCCAGCAGUGGGAUCUAACGUGGGUGCUGGGCUGUUGACGCCUCGGUUGUCUCUGGCGGCUGCGGCGGCGGGGAUGGCGCACUACCUUCAGCACAAGCCGCUCUACUGGCCUGGCUUCCAAGGGCUGGUCUCCAACCCGAUGGCGUGGAGAGACCGGUUGCAGUCUAGUACAUGGGAUUUCAUGAGCAACGGAGCGCUAAGCGCGUGCGCAGCACAGUCCGGUGGGGUAGACAAGGACGGCAAGAAGAAACACACGAGGCCCACCUUCAGCGGGCAGCAGAUCUUCGCGCUGGAGAAGACCUUCGAACAGACCAAAUACUUGGCGGGGCCUGAAAGAGCCAAGCUUGCGUACGCGCUUGGCAUGACAGAGUCACAAGUUAAGGUAUGGUUCCAAAACAGAAGAACGAAAUGGCGGAAAAAGCACGCGGCUGAAAUGGCGACAGCGAAACGCAAACAAGAAGAGCUUGGCGAGGAGUGCGACGACCAGGAACAACACGACAACGACGCUUGUAGCGACGAGGACGACGCCAAACGACCACGACUCGACAUGCACCACCAGCACAUACAUCAGAUGCCCCACCACCGCCAGUGAUCGUGUGGAAGCGCGAGCGACGACGCUAACCACGUCAGCGCGCGCGCCGAACCACACGUCACCGAAAACUGCGUCAGCGACGUCAAAUACGACUACUUCAACGAAUACGUCGUACCAAAAGCGUUCUGCAAAGAAACAAACGACGACGCGCCCUGCGAUCUCUCGAACUGGCACAAGUUCGAACGGAACCAGAGUGAGGUGGACAGUGAACAAGACUUGAACAACGAUGUUGACGAACAACCGAUCAACUUCGCGUAUUAUCAUUUUUAAUGUGAAUAAUGUAGCUUUUAACUGUACAUAGUUCGGUUAGUCAUGUGAUACGUUAAGUAAUUUAUUACCGUUAGAUUUUACAUGGUACUAUUUUAAUGAAUUUGUGGUAAUUUUAAUAUAUUGUACAUUAUGAACAUUAAACUCCCGGUGCCAAUUUUCCUAACAGUAGUUUUAGAUUUUAAAGUAUUAUAUUUUAUUCCAAAAUUAAUAACGUAACGUUCUUUCUUUAAUCAUAUUUUUUCUUGUUUACAAAAUGUAAACUACUUUUAAAACUUUCUCAUUCUCACUUUAAAUUAAUAGGUAUAAUUUUCAAAAUACCUUCAUAUUGUAAAAUAUUGUUUACGAAUCGACAUUUUUAUGUAAUAUUUUGUAAAUAUUUAACACUAUUUCAUGGAAAUUCACGAGUGUAUUAAUGUUGCCGCUAUCGGAGCAAUGCAAUAUGUAAUGUAUAUUGUAAAUUUUAAGAUAAAUUGUAAAUAAAUAUUUAAACGAAUUUAAUUAUUGUAACUAAGACUAUGAGUAGUGUAGACCACGCGAGAAUGUAGUCAUUUGACGUCAGAUGUGAUCCAGAACUUUUUUGUUUACAAAACCAAUGUUUACACAAAAUAUUAAAUAAUUUAAUUUUAAUCCGAUAUAAUAAUGUAUUUAGAAUUUUCUGGAGCACAUUUGACUAUAAAAGCCAAAAUGGAUUUUAAUGAAUUCUUUCACACAAUACCAGUGAUUUCUAUAUCAUAAAAAAUAUUUAUAUACUUUCUGGGCUUUCACGAAA